UCGUAGCUCCUAUGGGAGCAUGACCUGGAUAUUUCCCCAAAAAUCAAUGGCCGGGUCUUAGGCAAAUAGAGAUGUACCCGAGUUUGCCCCAAAUGCAGGAAGCUGGAGCAGAACCAUCACAAGGUCAAGGGGCAGAUGAGAGUCAGUCACAACACGCUCUGUCACCACACGGUAAUCAAGGGCCGCAACUGUUCCAAGGGCAAGGACACGGACAGGGGCAUGGUAGAGGUAGGAAUGGAGGGCGAGGAAAUAGUCAAGGAGGAAGAGGAUUCGGAGGAAGAGGAAACGGCGGGCAAGGAGAAAAUUAGGGCAAUCAAGGAAGAGUUCAACCGGAAAAUUACAAUCAGACAAAUUUCAAUCAGAUUGGACAAGGGUACAAUGAAGCUUAUGAUGGUGGACAGCGACACGAGGCAGAUUGGCAAAAUUUUGCGUCGGUACAACGAGAUGAUCGUGCGCUGUUUGUCUGCAUGUGCUGUUUUUGACAAGGAUGAGCAGGGCGCAGUGCUCGAAGUCUUUGACAGACGCCGCACCAUGUUUAAGUCGCCGACUCAUGUUGCUGUCAUGAUGUUGGAUCCCGAGUUUCGAGAGCGCACGAUGCCAAAUGACGACGAGAUGCAGCACGGUUUGAAAGUUGCCCUGGUUCAAUUCCGGUACCCGGAGGGCUCGGCCCAACACAUCGAGGUCCUGACUGCCGUUGACAAGUUUCAUGCUAGGGAGCCGCCAUUCGACGACGUGGCCAUGGAUCAGACGGCGCAGAGCUAUCCCCAUCCAGCCAGUUGCUGGGAGUCGAAGGAGAAGAGGUUCCCGCACACAACCUUCCUCGUCGGCAGGAUACUACACGGUUUUGCUGCUGCACUGCAUCCACUCACGUCUGCUGGCGGACCGUCAGUCUCAGCUGCAGUGACUUCAGACGUCCGACGACCACCGGUAGCGGCAGAGCAGGAGAGUAUGCUCCCACCUCACAGCAGUCAUGGAGUUCAGCCUGACGUACGCGGGGAGGUGGUUGCUAUGCCGCAAUCGGACACAUAUGGACCCCAUGCAUGCGACACCGUAUCGCGGCCACCACCUGCAUUGGUGGAGUGGACUGCUGUUGCGGGUCCAGACGGUGAUCUUCCGGAAGGGGAGAUCUCACACACUGCAGCACUUGAGAAGAGCGCCGCAGGCCAUGUCGGUCUCGCAUGCCCCACCGGCAGUCUUUCGGGUAUCGGAGAGUUAUCGACCAUGGACUCGACGCUCGUCUCUCUCCCGGACUUGCCGGCUUUGAUAUCUCCUGGUCUACCCCACGUGUCACCACCCAACCCACAUCAGCCUGUCGCCACAGAGUGGGGGCCAGACGCGUUUGAUGAGUUUGGAGGCGAUACGAUCACGGUGUGCCCAACGGUGCUUGCCACGCCCACAUUUUUUCGUGUUGGCAGACCUUACGAGGUAGACCUCGGUAUAGCUGAGAUGGCGACGCGACACCUCCGCGACGGUCACCGUAACAUCGCACAAUGUAGUUUGUCCAAUUCGUUCGAUGGCGCGGAGGAUGGUGGCUUUGCUGCACUCGCAGCAGUCGAAAGAGCAGCAAGACCUUCACGUCCGCCGUCAAACUCAGAGCAUCAGCCCAUCAGCGUGAUUGCCGACGCAGUUGCGGGCAUCCCCGCCACGAACACCACCGACACAACACAACAGAGUGUGGUGGGGUCAGUGGCGACAACGCGGCGCGACAGAGCUACUGUUUUGCCGACAGUGGCAUUCUAUACCAGCGGGACAACCAGUGGGGGGUUGGACGAGCAGGGAGUUCGGAUUGUGGGCAAGCCAUCAACACCGUUUAUGGGGACACGAUCCAUUGGUACUGUCGAUGAUGCUCGCCACACCGCCAUGACAAAGUAUAAGGCCCGACACGGGACUGCUUUGCCGACGAAGACAUUUGAUGUGCAGGCUACGAGGGCCGCGAAGGCGAGUCUUUCUUGGGCGAGGAAGAAGGCCUCGACAAGGAAGGCGUCACGUUCGUCACCGCAUAUGCGUUCCCAUCUUACGCGAUCCGGCCCUGUGCAUCUCAAGGACGGAGAGAUUGCACCCGACGGCGAUGCAUUGGAUGUUGGAGGGAGGGCUGCAACGACGGCGGACGGCAUCGACACGGAGGGUGCAGGGGAUGCAGUGGCAGGAGAGAAGAGAUGCGGCAGUGUGCUCAUCGUCCAUGACGACAGCACAGAUGUAGCCCCCGGAGAUACCACGGGCACUGAUGAUGCGGGGGACUUCGAUUACGUGCCUAAAGCACGGGUGGCAGACGAAGAUGAUGGAGGAGGGCAACAAGUGAGACGGAGGACAGGACUCGGGCCAGAUGGGCAGCGGCCGCAGGGCACACCAUCUGCGACGAUUCCUGCCGCCAUUGAUCGGUGAGCUCAGGCGCAGCGACUACAGCGCAAAACGGAGGCCACACUUUAAGCGACACACGGUUCAUCAAUCGGUCGCGAAGAGAC
This is a messenger RNA of Chara braunii, 2462 nucleotides long. The record is from the annotation of a GenBank genome assembly. NCBI's taxonomy places the organism in Eukaryota, Viridiplantae, Streptophyta, Charophyceae, Charales, Characeae.